This is a messenger RNA of Aspergillus candidus, 387 nucleotides long. RefSeq lists its product as uncharacterized. The transcript has a single exon. The annotation marks the transcript as partial. NCBI's taxonomy places the organism in Eukaryota, Fungi, Ascomycota, Eurotiomycetes, Eurotiales, Aspergillaceae. The record is from RefSeq and is a predicted model, not a curated record.
CCCCCCGCUCAGCAGCCUAGCGCUCCCCCCGCUCAGCAGCCCAGCGCUCCCCCUGCCCAGCAGCCUAGCGCUCCCCCUGCCCAGCAGCCCAGCGCUCCCCCCGCCCAGCAGCCCAGCGCUCCCCCUGCCCAGCAGCCUAGCGCUCCUCCGGCCAAGCAGCCCAGCGCCCCGGUCCAGAAGCCGGUUGCUAGCUCUUCUGCCAAGGAGAGCACCAGCUCGGCCCGCGCCACCAGCACCAGCGCUAAGGAGAGCGAGACCCAGGAGACCGAGAAGCCGGCCAAGCCCACUGCCUCCCACGUCACUCCCUCCAACCCUGGCUCUAAGCUCGCUGUUCCCGGCAUGGGCGCCAUCGGCACCCUCGCCCUGGGCCUGUUCAUGCUGGCUUAG